AUGGAAAAGCUUGUCUGGAAAGACUCCCUGAAAAUUAAUCUUUUCGUUUUACGAUUACUGGGGUUGUGGCCUAGAGGUGACAAAGUGUACACGUUUGAUCUCUACACUGUAUAUGCAGUUUUUGUAAUCACUUGUUUUCUAAGUGCUCACACUUUAUCUCAAGUCCUAAACAUCUUCGUUGUUUACUCCGACUUGCAAAACUUAUCAGAAACCAUAUUUAUCACCGUCACGAAUGUGUUAAAUUUAGUCAAAAUUUACUAUUUCAUCAAAAACACAAAAACUCUGAAACAGCUAAUUGAAAUUUUGAGAAGCGACAUGUUUCAAGCUACUCCUUUACAAAUAAAAAUUGUUCAACCCGAUUUGAUAUUUUUGAAAAAUGUCACCUUGGUGUUAGCCGGUACAGUUGGUUCUUGUUUGACAUUUUGGUGUUCUUUUCCACUACUGGACAGUUCAAGCAGAGGAAACCGACUACCAUUUUUGAGUUGGUAUCCUUUCGAUACGACGACAUCACCUGGGUAUGAGUUAACUUACUUACACCAAGUUAUCAGUAUUUGGGCUCUUGCCGCCAGUAAUUUAAAUCUGGAUACUCUAAUUUCGGGUCUCAUGAUGCUUAUUGGGGCUCAGUGUGAUAUUUUAUGUGAUAAUUUAAGAAACAUCAAAGCCGAACGUUUCAGCCAGGAGUUCGUUAAGUGCAUUCUACACCACAAAGCUAUAUUAAAAUUUUCAGAAAAAUCCAACGAGUUUUUCAACAUGAUUGCAUUUGGACAAUUUUUUACAAGCGCAGCUUGUAUAGCAAUGACUUUGUUUAGACUCACAGUUGUGUCGCCAAUGAGUAGCGAAUUUUCGUCUCUUACAUUUUAUCUGGGUGCAGCCAUUCAAGAAAUUUUCCUAUAUUGUUGGUUUGGAAACGAAAUCGAAAUUAAAAGUAGCCAAAUUGGUUAUGCUGUGUUUGAGUCGGAUUGGACUGCAGCCUCGCUUAGCGCUCAGAAAAGUAUGGUCAUUUUUGUUCUGAGGUGUCAAAAACCUAUUAAAAUGUCUGCGUUUAAACUUGUUUAUCUCACAUUAGAAACUUAUGUGGCGAUUUUGAGAGCAUCGUGGUCGUAUUUUGCAGUGUUAAAUAAAAUUAAUACUCCUGAAUAG
This is a messenger RNA of Zophobas morio, 1140 nucleotides long. RefSeq names its product odorant receptor Or1-like. NCBI's taxonomy places the organism in Eukaryota, Metazoa, Arthropoda, Insecta, Coleoptera, Tenebrionidae. The record is from RefSeq and is a predicted model, not a curated record. Gene Ontology annotation, biological process: detection of chemical stimulus involved in sensory perception of smell; sensory perception of smell. Gene Ontology annotation, cellular component: plasma membrane. Gene Ontology annotation, molecular function: olfactory receptor activity; odorant binding. The coding region runs from base 1 to 1140 and encodes 379 amino acids. The transcript has 5 exons.